UGAAUAAGUUGUUCCUUCCCCAUUUCUAUAAUAAAGGCGGCAACAAGAAAUUUGAAUUUAAAAAUUGCAUUCAAAACAGCUGUCAAAUAGGUAACAUAGGUUAUGUUUGUUAUGCACUACUUCCCCUACAAGUUAGGAAAUGUUCCCUACAUUGAAACCUACUUUUAUAUACUCUGUGCAUCUGUGGGAGGGAGAUAAAAUCUGCAUGUUAUGGCAAUUAAAGUAAAAGGUAUGUCAAUCUGUCAGUCACUCAGGAUAUUGAUUCAGUAGAUGUCUGCAGCUGCAGUAGGAGGAGGCUUACAUAAUUUUUUGUGAACAUUCUUACUGGCUUGAGUGGCCUACUUUAGAUUUCAUUGUGACUUGUGUGUAACAGGUGGUUUUCAGGCAUUGUUCCUUUUAAAAAGAAAUAGUGUUAUUAUUUAUAUUUGCAUAGAGACUUUAAAUUAGUAGUUCUAUAAUGGCUUAUCCAGAAGAAAAAAAAUCCGUUGAGAUUGUGGUCAUAACGGUUGAGGUUCCGGUUCCCAACCCACCCCUGCCACCUGUUGCCAACGGAGGAAACAACAACCAAUCAUCGGCUCUGAAUGGACAUGUCCCACAUUAAUGAUCUAAUAGGCGUAUUGCGCGGGCUCCGUUUAGUGGCGGAAGCGGGUUUGAAAACUCAGCAAGAAGUAUCAAGUAUACUAUGGAAUAACUCUAGCUUGAAGCAAAUACUUUCCAACUGUCCGACUAACCCACUAGCCUUCAAUCCUAACCCACCUUCGGCGAAAGAGAUCGUGGAAAGGGCCUUUGUAGUUGCGCACGGUCUUCGACAGUUCGCUGUGCUACAAGUUCCAAACAUGAGUGCCAACGUGCCGGUCCCCGAAAUCGACCAGCAGAUGAAAGAAGAGAUUGAAGAGUUAAACAGGGAGUUCAACAGAACCUUCGAUACACUGAAGAAGAUUCAGAGCAUUGAUAUUCCGCCGCCCCCGGCUCCCGCUGUCACGCCCAUUGCCCCGUCUCAGUAUUCGGCUCCCAUCGAGGAGUUGCACGAUCGCAUACAGGAGGCUAAAGACCGCCAGAUGCAGGACACUAUUCGGGUGGUGGCUUCCUCUUACCCCGCAUCUGUGUGGAUAGACACGCCUAUGCCAAGUCCAAGCCCUUCUGAUUCUUCGUCCUCUAGUAACUCGUUGGGGCCUAAGCCUGUGGCUAAGAAGAAGAUCAGAGUAGCUUUGAGUGAGAACUCGAAGCCACGAGUGGUGCCUUCUUCGCGUAUCGGACGGAUGUUCUCGUUCGGAUCUUUGGCAGCCGGGCUGGGCGUGGGAACCGUAGCCCAGUAUGCUAGGAAUACAUUGCAGUCUGUGACGGGACGAGUCGAUGAGUCCGCUAAUGCGUUCUUAUCGCCAGCGAAUGCUGAAAGGAUCGUCGAUACGCUGUGCAAAGUUCGAGGUGCUGCCCUCAAGCUUGGUCAGCUACUGAGUAUUCAAGAUGAUUCGAUGAUAUCUCCGGAGUUGCAGCGCAUUUUCCAACGCGUCCGUCAGUCUGCGGACUUCAUGCCAUCGUGGCAAGUGGAGAAGGUGAUGAGCGCUCAGUUGGGUCCGGAGUGGAGACACAGAGUCGCUAGCUUUGAAGACAAACCGUUCGCGGCUGCUUCUAUUGGCCAGGUACAUCUGGCAGUGCUUCACGAUGGUAAGGAGGUUGCGGUCAAGGUUCAGUAUCCGGGCGUUGCUAAGGGCAUCAACAGCGACAUUGACAACCUGGUUGGAGUCAUGAAGGUAUGGAACAUAUUCCCCAAGGGUAUGUUCAUAGACAACAUAGUAGAGGUUGCUAAGAAAGAGCUUGCCUGGGAAGUAGAUUACUUGCGUGAGGCUGAAUGUACCAGGAAGUUCAAGAAGCUGCUCGCUCCGUAUCCCGAGUACUUCGUCCCUGAGGUCAUUGAUGAGCUCUGCGCUCCUGAAGUGAUAACAACGGAGUUGAUAGACGGCGUGCCGCUAGACAAGUUGUUUGACGCGGAGUACGAGGUCCGGGCUGACAUCGCUUACAAGAUCAUGCAGCUUUGCUUGCGAGAGAUGUUUGUACUGCGUUGCAUGCAGACCGACCCUAACUGGGCCAAUUUCUUCUACAACCCGAAUACUAAACAGGUUAUCCUGUUAGAUUUUGGCGCCACUCGGGAGUACUCGAAGGAUUUCAUGGACCAGUACAUUGAGAUCAUCCACGCUGCUUCCCGCGGUGACAGGAAGGCCAUUCUCGAAAUGUCACGCGAGAUGAAGUUCCUCACUGGAUACGAGUCGAAGAUCAUGGAGGAGACGCACAUUGACACGGUGAUGAUAAUGGGAGAGGUGUUCACGAGCGAGAGUGCAGGGGAGUUCGAUUUCGGCACACAGCAGACAACGCGCCGCAUCCAGGCCCUCGUGCCCACUAUACUCACGCACCGGCUUUGCCCACCACCAGAGGAAAUAUACUCCUUACACCGCAAGCUUUCUGGAGUCUUCCUCCUCUGCUCCAAGCUCAAAAUCAAGAUGAACUGCAGGAAUAUGUUCCAGGAGAUCUACGAGCAGUACAAGACGAACAGCUUCAGAUAGACCUUAGCAACCGUGGCUCAGGUGUGGUCCAGCUUCAAGUACACAAUAUUCAACAGCGAUUUCAUGGCCAAUUUUGACAUUCUCAAAUAAUUCCCAUUAAUACAUUCGUAAUAGUCAUAAUAAAUGUUUACGUGUAUUCAAUUCAGUGUUUAGUAGCUCAACUUGAUGGAUAUCGAUGUUUCAAUAGAUGUUUAUCGAUGUGUGUUUAAAUUUAGGAAUGUCGGGUCAUAGAAACGGGGUUUUCCGAGUUUGGUUCAUCAUGUGGCAAUGCGUGCUCGCAUGUAAUUGGAUAGUUUCCCAAAAAUAAAUCAUUUAAAUUUUUCAAUGCAAUUAAAUAUUCAAAAAUAAUCACACUUUCAUUCAAUGAUUUGACGAUAUACUUGACUAUUCGCGAGUCUGUGCACAGUGAAGUGCCCUAGUGACCUCAUACCCGGGUUACUACGACCCGAGAUACACAUGCAUUUUAUCAAGUAGUUCAGAAUAGAUGAUUGUCGUCAACCGUAGUAGUAUUAUCUAAUCUUACUAAACAUAAUAAUGAACUGUAAAUUCUGUUGCUGAUUUACAACGAUGCAGAAUAUUCUAAGUUAUUUUAAAUAUAAUUUCAUCUGGAGGCAUUUUUGUUACCAAUUAGAUUUAUAUAGGUUAAGUUGUACAAUAAUACAAUCUAUAAUUUAUUUAACAGUUUUGUUCGUAUAAGUACU
Molecule: messenger RNA, 3259 nt
Organism: Spodoptera littoralis (African cotton leafworm)
Lineage: Eukaryota; Metazoa; Arthropoda; Insecta; Lepidoptera; Noctuidae
Source: the annotation of a GenBank genome assembly